GGAGCUCUGGAGCCAAUCUGCUUGGCUUGAGGAGUGAUCAUUAUUCCGGCUCCUGCCUGGGGCUCCUGCUUUCGCUCAGCCCUCUGUGCUGACUCAGUGCCUUAGUCUGCUCGCUCGCCGCCCCUUCCUUCCUUCUCUCUCUCUCUCUUUCUCUCUCUCUCUCUCUCGCUCUCUCCUCUGCCGUCGCCGGACCGACCUCUCUCUCUGCCUUCGCCCCUCGGAGCAGCAUCCGCACCCCACACCCGACCAUGGCGAAAACUGCGAUGGCCUACAAGGAGAAGAUGAAGGAACUCUCUAUGCUGUCUUUGAUCUGUUCCUGUUUUUACCCGGAACCGCGCAACCUGAACAUAUGCACAUAUGAUGAUAUGGAAGUUAAACAGAUCAACAAACGUGCCUCUGGCCAAGCUUUUGAACUGAUCUUAAAGCCACCUUCUCCAGUCUCUGAAGCACCACGAACCUUAGCCUCUCCAAAGAAGAAAGAUCUGUCCCUCGAUGAGAUCCAGAAAAAGCUGGAAGCUGCAGAGGAGAGGAGAAAGUCCCAGGAGGCCCAGGUGCUGAAACAACUGGCAGAAAAGAGAGAACAUGAACGAGAAGUUCUUCAGAAGGCUCUGGAGGAGAACAACAACUUCAGCAAAAUGGCAGAGGAAAAACUGGUAAUGAAAAUGGAACAGAUCAAAGAAAACCGUGAAGCUAACCUUGCUGCCCUUGUUGAACGUCUUCAGGAGAAGGAGAGGCACGCUGCAGAGGUCCGUCGAAACAAGGAGCUCCAGGUGGAACUGUCUGGCUGAGCCCAGCAGCAGAGAGAGUGGGAUCAGUUCCCAUCAUCCCCCAAACUCCUCUGCUUAUAUUAUUACAGAUCAUGAGAUACUAGUAUGGGAAAUGUAUGACAUGGUUUAAAAAAAAUGAAUCAAUAAAAACAAAACAAAAAAAUUAAAACAAUGCAGACUUUGCAGAAUGAUUUGCUUGAUGUUUAAAAAAUAAAACUUGGAUCUUAUUUUGUAAAUACUUACAUUUUUGUUAAAAAAUACAAGUAUUGCAUUAUGCAAGUUAUUUCAUAAUCUUUACAUGUCCUGUAACAGGCUUUUGAUGUUGUCUUUCUUUCCGUUCAGUUGAAUUUGUUAGAACUUUGCUAUGAAGUUCCCUGCAGCAAAAAUCCAAACUGAGCGAUAUUCAUUCCAGCUGAACAACCAAGUCAGUAAGAAGGUCUAUGGUGCUAAAGUCCAGUCAUUGCCUAAUGUCCUAGAAAGCUUUGCAAAUCAAUAUAAUGCUUCCUUUCGAUAACAAGCAAAUGUAUAGGCAUUGUGGCUUGACACUGGUCUUGGAAAUACAGCCUUAGAACAUUAAGCAAUCAUAAUUUUGAGAUAGCCGUGGUUCUAUACUUUACCAAAAGAAAAGGUGCAUUGCACUUUUGCUAUGUGUCUCUACAAAAGUCCCACUGAGUUAAAUGGAAUUUACACCUGGGUAUUCAUGCAGAGGAGGGCUAUUUAUUGAUGUCUUCCUUGCUGAACCCAGAGGGACUUAUAUCUCAAUAAAUACACCUAGCAUUGCAAAUGGUAUUCACGGUAAGCAUUUCUUCUAUCUACAAAAGGAAAAAAAUGUUUCUGUCUUUCAAAACAAAUGCCAUUGACAAAAAAAAAGUAAACAGUAGCAAUUUCGGAUUUUCUUUCUUUCUCACAUGAAAUCAAGAAUGAGCCAUUCUAUCUGGGCCAAAAUAGAUACUACUUUUAAAACAUUUCUGUUCCCAAAUGACUCGGGUUUGCCAGUUUAAAAUUCACUGCUUGAGAAAUUCUUUAAUUCAAGUCAAGGAGCUGAUAGGUAUAGAUAGUGUGACCUGUUCUGUUUAUCUUAGGCCAUAGUCCUGUCUGCAGUGGCUGAAAUCGGUGGGGACCAAGAGGUGGAUCUUUGCGGGUAGGCUUCCAGCCUUAAGCUGCUCUGUUUUAAUAUGGUGUAUGAUGCUGUGUGUAGUAUUUUUCAUCGGGACUCAAUCAGCUGGUUGUAAUCCUGCUGACCUCUCCAGUGUUCGUCUGUUCUGCCUGGUUUUUAAAAGAUGCCUAGAGUGAGGAGGACAGGAAAGCAGCAGGGGUGACUAGCCAGGGUGCUUGUGCCAAGUCCAGUCUCGCCAAAAUCAACACUUAUAUUCGCCCCCAAAUUGCUGCCAGUCAGAAGUUGUCUUGAACCCCUCUGGAAAUUGCUGCCUGCAUAUUCUACUCUUCAUUAGUGCUACUUUUCUGUAUGUCAUUGUGAGCAAGCUGUGAUUAAUAAAGAAUUGGGGUUCUGUGAACUGAAAAAAA
This is a messenger RNA of Anolis carolinensis (green anole), 2291 nucleotides long. RefSeq names its product stathmin 2 (gene stmn2). Gene Ontology annotation, cellular component: cytoplasm; neuron projection; growth cone. Gene Ontology annotation, biological process: neuron projection development; regulation of microtubule polymerization or depolymerization; microtubule depolymerization. Gene Ontology annotation, molecular function: tubulin binding. The transcript is spliced from 5 exons. The record is from RefSeq and is a predicted model, not a curated record. Lineage: Eukaryota; Metazoa; Chordata; Lepidosauria; Squamata; Anolidae. Bases 249 to 788 code for a protein of 179 amino acids.